AUGUUUGCUUACCGUGAAGAAAUCGAUGGUUUACGAUCAAUCGCCGUCAUUCCAGUCAUAUUGUAUCAUGCUGGCUUUACGAAAUUUUUCGCAGGUGGAUAUAUUGGCGUCGAUAUCUUUUUUGUUAUCAGUGGUUACUUAAUUACUUCAGUUAUCGAACAUGAAUGUGAACAAGAACGCUUUUCAAUAAUCAAUUUUUACGAACGUCGAUGUCGACGUAUUCUUCCUGCAUUGUUUUUCAUCAUUUGUCUCUCUAGUUUAGGUGCUUACUAUCUAAUGUUACCCGAAGAAUUAAAAGAAUAUGGUGAAACAGUCAUUUCAAUCUUGUGUCUUAGUUCAAACGUUUUCUUCUGGUAUAAGAAUGACGGAUAUUUUAGUGAAAUCAACGAAUUGAAUCCAUUAGUACAUACAUGGAGUUUAGCUGUUGAAGAACAGUUUUAUUUCAUAUUUCCGAUCUUGUGCUAUUUAUUACGCAAGAGAAAACGUUGUUUGAUCAUCGUUUUGAUCAUUUGUGCUGGAAUAAGUUUCUUUCUCUGUCAAUGGGGUGGAAAUUUACCUCUAAUAUUCAACCAUCAAUUUUAUAUGUUUUCCCAACCUCAUUAUGCUUCGUUUUAUUUACCAACAGGACGCAUAUGGGAACUGUUAUUCGGUGCUUUCAUCGCAUUUUUUCUCCGAACGCAUGAUCUCACUGAGAAAACCUAUCGUAUUGUCAAUGAAUUCUUUUCAAUCAUUGGUCUCGCAUUAAUCAUUGUUUCAGUGAUAUUUCUGAACAGUCAUCGUAUUCCUUCGUUCCCGAAUUGUUACACAUUACUUCCGACAGUUGGAGCAUCGUUAAUUAUUCUUUUCGGACAGAAAAAUACAUUAGUUGGAUAUCUAUUAAGCACUCGUCUAUUGCGUUUCAUAGGUUUAAUAUCUUAUAGCAUUUAUCUUUGGCAUCAACCAUUACUUGCAUUUCUUCGUUUACAAUCCAACCGAACACCGGAAAUUUUCAUCAUUACCAUAGUUAUCAUUACUGUGUUUCUACUAAGUAUAUUUACUUAUUUUUGCGUCGAACAACCAUUCCGAAAUAAAACACGUUUCACUCGAAAACAAAUCUUUUCCAUGGCAGGAGUGGGCUCGAUAUUAAUUCUUAUUUUGGCACUAGGUUUGAUUCAAACUGCGAAUAGUCGAACAGCGAUUGCUGGUAACGAUGGAGAUACUUAUCUCUCUGACUUACGAAAAUAUGGAAAUUGGCAAUAUGUUGUCAGAGAUUUCAAUCAAUUAGCAAAAAGAAAAACAUUUUCUAAUGAAAGUAACACAAAACUAGUACUGAUUGGUGAUAGUUUCGCUCAAGACUUCUACAACAUAAUUGUCGAAGGCAAAUAUUUGUCAUCGUACGAUAUUCGUGUUUACUAUAUCUAUUCUCGUUGUCAAAUCUAUCUUGGUUCACAAAAUCGAAAACAAUUUAUCGACGUUCAACACCAUCAAACAUGUGCCAAUGAUAAUGAUAUCAAAUUAGCUUUGCCAUUAAUUCGACAAGCGAAUGUAAUUCUUUUAGUUAACAAUUGGUACGAAUGGAGUGCGCGAAGGCUGCCGAUGACGAUCAGAUUAUUGAAUUUAACUAAACAACAAGAAAUCUUCAUCGUCGGACCAAAACAUUUCGGAAAAGUAAAUCCAAAAUUAUAUAUUAACAAGACAAUGGAAUAUCGAAUCAAACAAUUUCAACAUCCCAAAGCUGAAACUAUCAAAGUUAAUGAUUUAUUGGAGAGAACGAUUGAUCCAUCAAUGUAUGUGAAUGUAUUACGAAUGAUUUGUAAUGGUUAUAAUCAUACAUGUCCGUUGUUUACACGAGAGGGCAAGUUAAUCUCACACGAUGGAGCACAUUUGACAAAAUAUGGAGUAAUCUAUGUCGGAAAUAUUAUCUUUCAAAAUAAGCCAUUGAAUCGAUUAUAA
Adineta ricciae is the source of this 1932-nucleotide messenger RNA. The record is from the annotation of a GenBank genome assembly. NCBI's taxonomy places the organism in Eukaryota, Metazoa, Rotifera, Eurotatoria, Adinetida, Adinetidae.